AAAAUAUUGAUUAUUGCUGAAAUGAACAAAUACUUCAACCUAGGAAACUCAAAAGAUCAGAAGCAAACUAACUUGAUGGAUGACCCUGAGUAUGGAUCAUAUGAAAAACCAGAGGAUAGCAAAAGUGAUGACAUGUUAGUUUCAGCUUUCAAACAAGUUUGGCAGAAGAAGUCUCAAUCAAUUAGAGAUACAAUAGAAGAGAAUAUAGAUUCUGGAAAGAGCUAUAAAUAUUUCGCUAUUUUCCUUGCAAUAGGAGGAUUAUUCUUGCUUCUUUCAUUAUUGUUUCUACCAACAGUGAUAUUCUCCCCUCACAAAUUUGCAAUGUUGUUCUCAAUAGGUUCAAUGUGAAUACUAGUAAGCAUGGCAUUCUAUCGUGGACCUAUUACUUACACAAAGAGGCUAUUUAGAAAAGAUCAGGCGCUGGUAUCAAUUUUAUACCUUGUUUCUCUCUUCAUGACUCUUUAUGCAUCAGUAAUCGCAGGAAGUUUCCUUCUGACUAUAAUUUCUUGUGGCGUACAGCUUUUUGCUUUACUAUGGUUUGUGACAGGCUCAUUCCCAGGAGGCACUAUUGGACUUAAAGCAUGUUUCAAUGCAAUCACCGAAAAAGUUCUUGGAAGAUAAUUGACUUCAUUA
This is a messenger RNA of Moneuplotes crassus, 633 nucleotides long. The record is from the annotation of a GenBank genome assembly. Lineage: Eukaryota; Ciliophora; Spirotrichea; Euplotida; Euplotidae.